Phytophthora sojae is the source of this 327-nucleotide messenger RNA. RefSeq lists its product as hypothetical. The annotation marks the transcript as partial. The transcript has a single exon. NCBI's taxonomy places the organism in Eukaryota, Oomycota, Peronosporomycetes, Peronosporales, Peronosporaceae. The record is from RefSeq and is a predicted model, not a curated record.
GAAGUGCGUGAUAAACUCGAGGACAAGGUGGUUGCUGCGGGCAAUAACGGUUUCGACCAAGGGUACCUCUCUUUCCUGCGAGACUCUGUACUGGAAUACGAAGACAUCUUUCGGAUCGACCUUGGUGCAGACCCGCCUGCUGACAUCGCACCACUGCGGAUUAAGUUGAUCGAAGGUGCCAAGCCAUUCAGAGCGCGCUCGCACCGGUACGCUCCUGCGCAGCGGAACUUCCUCCGUGAAUACACGAAGCGACCGGAGCUGAUGGGUUUUAUCCGGCAGAACAACCAAAGCCAUUGGGCCUGUGCAGCGGUACCGGUGGCCAAACCG